Messenger RNA from Cornus florida, 889 nucleotides. Its product is annotated as cytokinin riboside 5'-monophosphate phosphoribohydrolase LOG1. Gene Ontology annotation, biological process: cytokinin biosynthetic process. Gene Ontology annotation, cellular component: nucleus; cytosol. Bases 16 to 672 code for a protein of 218 amino acids. Gene Ontology annotation, molecular function: hydrolase activity, hydrolyzing N-glycosyl compounds. The transcript has 7 exons. NCBI's taxonomy places the organism in Eukaryota, Viridiplantae, Streptophyta, Magnoliopsida, Cornales, Cornaceae. The record is from RefSeq and is a predicted model, not a curated record.
CAUAGAAAGAGAGACAUGGAGGGAGAGAGUGAAAUGAAACAUUUAAUAUUCAAGAGGAUUUGUGUGUUCUGUGGGAGUAGCCAAGGAAAGAAGAGUAGCUAUCAGGAUGCUGCUAUUGAGCUUGGCAAGGAAUUGGUGUCAAGGAACAUUGAUCUGGUCUAUGGAGGUGGUAGCAUAGGCCUAAUGGGGUUGGUUUCACAAGCUGUUCACAAUGGUGGUCGGCAUGUUAUUGGAGUGAUUCCCAAGACGCUCAUGCCUCGAGAGUUAACUGGUGAAACAGUAGGGGAAGUGAAGGCUGUUGCAGAUAUGCAUCAAAGGAAAGCAGAGAUGGCUAAGCAUUCUGAUGCUUUUAUUGCCUUACCAGGUGGUUAUGGGACUCUUGAAGAGCUACUUGAAGUGAUAACAUGGGCUCAACUUGGCAUUCACGAUAAACCUGUCGGGUUGCUGAAUGUAGAUGGAUACUACAAUUCACUGCUAUCAUUUAUCGACAAAGCUGUGGAAGAGGGCUUUGUUAGUCCAAGUGCACGUCAUAUCAUUCUCUCUGCACCAACUGCAAAAGAGUUGGUGAAAAAAUUGGAGGAGUAUGUUCCUCGCCAUGAACGAGUUGCUUCAAAGGUGAGCUGGGAGAUGGAGCAACUUGGCUACCCUCAACAAUAUGAUAAUUCUAGGUGACAUGGUGGUUUGACACAGAAAAGAAGCUAACUUGGAAAAUUUGAUGCUGUCAAUCUGAGGGGAAUUCUUUUUGUAAAUUACUUGCUGUAAUUGACUUAAAUAUGCUAAGCUUCACUAUUCCCGUCAAUUGGAAGUUUGGUUUUCUUUUUUAAGUUGUAAGUGCUAGAUGCAUAUGAUAUUCUCCUUCUAAUGGUAACUUGUCCAAGUUUUUUUGCUU